Symbiodinium sp. CCMP2592 is the source of this 1341-nucleotide messenger RNA. The record is from the annotation of a GenBank genome assembly. NCBI's taxonomy places the organism in Eukaryota, Dinophyceae, Suessiales, Symbiodiniaceae.
AUGAGGCCCAGCCCGAAGACCGUGGCAGAGGUGGAGGCCGAAAUGGCGAAGGCGAUGCAUAGGGAUGCUGUCCAUUGCCCGCAAGCAGUGUGCUGCCAGGGCAAGGGCAAGAUUGAAAGGGUGAAGCGAAGCCCAGACUCCGGAGCCAAACAGCCCAUCGAAACGAAGGGCGAGAUUUGCCAGGCCUGGCCCAGAGUCAAAUUCAGUGGUAGUGUGAGCCUAUGGGCUGCGAAGGUGCACAAGCACAGCAGCAUGGGCUGUGCCGUGGUGUCCAUGCAGUCCGCCAGCAUGCGGGAGGCCAUCAUGAACUUCGCUGAGCAGAGGUUUGGCCGCAACGCUGCGGGCCGUGUCCAGAUGGACAUCGGCGACGUCAAAGUGCAGCUGAAGCGGCACACAGACAAGCAGACGAAGCGAGAGGUCGUCACAGAUAUCUUUGUUGCUUGGGGCCACCAGCAAGAAAAGGACUCCCCGCUUACGGUGGAGGACAUCGCAGAGCGCUUCGACCAGCUCUACCAGGAGGCUUUGAAGUCGCCUGCAGCAGAGACUCCGGCUUCCCAGGCGCCUGCCUCAGCUCCGCUUACAGCGCAGCUCGGGCAGGCGCACCCGCUUCUGGGUCCUGGCAUGCGAGUUCCUCCUCCGCCGCCCCAGAUCCCGGGGAUGCCGCAGGUGCCGCCUCACGCACAUGCGGUUCCACAGGCGCCGCACGCACAUGCUCCGCAUGCUCCGCCGCCGGGGAACCCGUACUACAAUGCGAUGUGCAACAUGAUGAGCAAUCCUGCAGUGAACCCGUAUCUGCAUCAGCAGUUCAUGGCCCAGCAGGCAGCCUAUGCCGCGUACCAACAGCAGCUUCAGCAGGCCGCACAGCAUCAGCAGCUGAUGCAAAUGUAUGGAGAUCCGAAGGGUGGCAAGUUCGGCAAGGGUAAGGCUGCGGGUAAGGAUGGCAAGGGCAAGGACGGCAAGGAGGGCAAGGAGGGCAAGGGGAAGGAUCCCAUGGCCGAAGGGGCGCCUGCCUACGCUGCAGUCCCUGCUGCCGCUGCCCCGGCCGUGCCUGAGCAGGCACCCGAGGUUGCUCCAGCGCCAGCGGAAGCUCCGGUGGCAGCCGCGCCGGCUGCGGCCGCUGAAUCGGCUGACAGCGCGGCUCCGGCCGAUCCGGCUUCUGUUCCCGCCACUGUGCCGGACUUUACCCCUGCGAAGCCGCGGCUCCUGCAGAUCGUGGAUCCAAACAGUGGGAAGCCCAUCGACACCAUGGGCAUGAACUUCGUCCCGCGGAAGCCAUCCACACCGCUGCAGAUCACCAACCCAAACACCGGGGAGGCUGUGGCUAUCGAGACCAAGGGCUGA